This is a messenger RNA of Clarias gariepinus (North African catfish), 1368 nucleotides long. RefSeq names its product CD79b molecule, immunoglobulin-associated beta (gene cd79b). Gene Ontology annotation, cellular component: external side of plasma membrane; B cell receptor complex. The coding region runs from base 119 to 766 and encodes 215 amino acids. Gene Ontology annotation, biological process: B cell differentiation; B cell receptor signaling pathway. The transcript is spliced from 5 exons. NCBI's taxonomy places the organism in Eukaryota, Metazoa, Chordata, Actinopteri, Siluriformes, Clariidae. The record is from RefSeq and is a predicted model, not a curated record.
CUCUCUCUUGCUCUCUCUUUUAUUCACACGAAUACAUUCUCUUCUGUAUGUAAUUCAUUUCAUACACACUGUCGUGCAUGUCCGAGUUUCUUGGAUAGAAGUCAGACUCAAUAAGAUCAUGAACUGCAUGCUUUUAGGCUGUUUCCUGCUGUUGUUUGUUAACCUCACAGUCACAGCUGAUUUUCAAGUUUACCAGAAGCCCAGGUUUUAUGGCAUCAAAGUGGGAAGGAGAGUGGGAUUUAUAUGUCUGGCUUAUGAUCUCACUCUAAAAGAUGCAAAUGUGACGUGGUACAAGAUCGAAAAAUAUGAUGAGGAAAAAGUAACCAAUAGUAAAAUGGAUAAAAUCAUUAGUUCCAAAAUACCAACAUUUUUGGGCGACAUUAGGUAUCAGUUAAUCCUCGAAAAAGUAGAGGUCAGUAACAGUGGCAUUUAUUACUGCAAGAUCAAAGAUGUUUGGGGACCCGGAACAGAGCUACAAGUAUUCAGACGUGGCAAAUCAAAACGGAUUGAACAGAGGAACUACAUAAAAGACAUGAUCAUAUUAUUCCAGGGGUUUCUGCUGAUAUUGUGUGUAGUCAUUCCCCUGGUCUGGUAUUACAGAUUGGAGCAAAAGGGAGAAGCCGUCUAUGAAGAACCUGUGCAUGAUCAUACAUAUGAGGGUUUGGAGAUCGAGCACUGUGGAGACCUCUAUGAAGACCUAACUGCAUUUUCACAAACCCCCGAUGCAGACGCAUCCUGGCAAAUUGAGUCUCCGGAACAGGAGUAAAAUUGGUGCGAUGCAGAGUACAAACAAUGCAGUAGGCAGACUGAAAUAUAUUUUAUUUUUGGUUUGGAAAACAAGGAUGACAUGGCAGCAAUACAGUACAUACUAUAACUUACCAGUCAAACGUUUGGACACAAAUUUGGAUUUGUUUCCCUCAUUCUAGAACAGUAUUGGAGAUUUAAAAACUUGACUACGGAAGUUGGAAAUUAAGUAAAAAAACAAUAAAUUGUUAUUAAGACAGGAAGGUAGGCUGUUCUGGAACAGUUCUUAAAAGAACAGUAUUGUCAAGUGCAUUUGUAAAACUCAUUAAGCACUAUGAUAAACUGGCUCUUAUGAAGACUUCUGAAGUCAAGCCUUACCUCUGCUACAGAGGAGAAGUUUAUUUAGAGUUAUCAGCCUCAGAAAUGACCAAUUAACAAAUAGUACCUCAGAUUAGAGCCGUUAUGAAAAUUUGAGUUAUAGGUAACAGACACGUCUCAAUAUCAACUGUUUAAAGGAGUUUAUUGUGAAUUUUCGAAUGUCUUCAGCAUUGUUUUACAGUAUAGAAAGAAAUACAAAUCAGGAGAGACAUGGGAUUAUGUUGUGUGUCCAAACGUUUUACUUUU